CCAAUGGUGAGCGGAAACCGGACGUCGCCGUAUUUGCCCUUACGGAUGCUUCGUUGUAGGAAGUAAAGGCUGUCAAAUAUGAGUUUCCACUACGGACAGGGCUAUCCAGUUGGAGUCAACCCGCCACAGGGUGCGCCAUACGGUGCAGGCAGAGGUUCCUAUGGGCCUCCCCCAUCAGCUCCUUACGGAGGUCCUGGAGGUCAACCAGGAGGCCCCUAUGGUGGUUAUGGAGUUCCAGGUCAUGGAGGGCAAUAUGGGCCAGGGCCAGGUGGUGCCCCUGGUGGGCCUUAUGGGGGUUAUGGUGGACAACCGUAUGGGAGACCUAAUGCAAACUAUGGUCCUGCAGGUAACAUCCCUCCUGGUGUUAACCCAGAGGCGUACCAGUGGUUCCAGAGUGUUGACACUGAUCGCAGUGGCUUCAUCAACCUAAAGGAGCUCAAGCAGGCACUUGUCAACUCUAACUGGUCUUCCUUUAAUGACGAGACUUGCCUCAUGAUGAUCAACAUGUUUGACAAGACGCGGUCUGGUCGAAUGGACCUGUUUGGCUUCUCAGCACUGUGGGACUUUAUGCAGCGGUGGAGAGCAAUGUUUCAGCAGUAUGACAGAGAUCGCUCAGGAUGUAUCAGUGGCAUGGAGCUACAACAAGCUCUCGCUCAGAUGGGUUACAACCUCAGCCCCCAGUUUUCAGAGACGCUGGUCCAGCGCUUCACCGUGCGAGGUGCCCGACCCGGCAUACAGCUGGACCGCUUCAUCCACGUGUGCACGCAGCUUCAGAGCAUGACUCAAGUGUUUCGGGAGAGAGACACGAGCAUGACGGGCAGCAUCCGCCUCAGCUAUGAGGACUUUCUGUCCGGUGCUGUCACCAGGCUCAUGUGAGCCCCGUUCCACCGACUGCCCCUCUGCACAGCCUCACUCCAUGUUCAGGUCACAAUCGCUCCCUUUUUCGCCAUAAGUGCCCCCACAUGCGGCUAUGUAUACAUCAUGCCAGUCCAUGUUGUUGCGUGGCUUAUUGCUGUAAAUAGACAAAGCUCAGCAACAUAUACCUGAAUAAAGUCCACUGGCUCUUUUAAAUGGAGCUAAAGGUUUCACAGGUUAACUUAUAGGAUGGCGCUUCAUCAUAUUUAUACUGUUAAAAUGUUGAAAUGUUGUAUGUUCAUAUUAAAAAUGGCCAAAGCUAAAAAAAAUAAAAUAAAAUAGGGUAACAUAUAUGCAAGGAGACUCUGAGCCAAAGCCUCUGGCUUCAAAAUGCUCUAAUAACUUCAUUUCAAUCAUUUCUUUAACAUUUACCUGUGUGAUGUCAAUCAAAGUGAACAACCCUAACUAAUAUGGUCAUGUCAUGCACACAGAAUGGUCACACACUCUGCCAAUCAGAAGGAAGGUAGGAGUGAAGGGAGGUGAAGCAGCUUGUUUCAGCUAGCGUAUGAAGCAAGUUUCAUUAUAAAAUAUAUAAAGAUUGGGUUACUUUGGAGUGACUGUGCAUGAAUCACACUUUAAAACAGAAUCCAAAUUGUACUGGGAAGUCAGCAGGAUGCCAAAACAGUUUACCUUGGUUGCCUUGGUGACAUGUGAAAAGUAUUUACUUGUACUUUUCCCUGUGAAUUUGCACACAAGCAGCAUUAAUGUGUUCUUGUGCCAUAAAACUGUUCAAAUGCCUUUUAAAUUUAUGCACAUCAAGGGUAUUUCCAGAAGGUACUCACUUUCAGUAAAUGUACAUGAUAUUGCAUAUUACUUCAAUAUAAGGUCUGUUAGGAAAUCUGUAUAAGAACUUCUACUGAAAAGUAAAAUAGUUUGAAUCUGUCACUAUUUUUAACUGCUCGCAGUAAGAUAAGAUGGAUAAAAUUGUGCCUCACUGCAUCCUUUGGUUUCUUCUUGUUUUUUUACUUCAGUACAUUUAUCUUUGAUAUAUGAAUAAUACACUCCACUGAGGUAUAUAUGCUCAUUAAACAUGUCAUGAUGGUUUGUAAUGCCAAAAGCAAAUAAAUUUUCAUAUGUAUGAAUGA
Messenger RNA from Neolamprologus brichardi, 2000 nucleotides. It is a transcript of the gene pef1, whose product is annotated as penta-EF-hand domain containing 1. The record is from RefSeq and is a predicted model, not a curated record. Lineage: Eukaryota; Metazoa; Chordata; Actinopteri; Cichliformes; Cichlidae. Gene Ontology annotation, biological process: COPII vesicle coat assembly. Gene Ontology annotation, molecular function: calcium ion binding.